Messenger RNA from Aspergillus affinis, 1521 nucleotides. Its product is annotated as putative MFS multidrug transporter. The transcript is spliced from 2 exons. The coding region runs from base 1 to 1521 and encodes 506 amino acids. The record is from RefSeq and is a predicted model, not a curated record. Lineage: Eukaryota; Fungi; Ascomycota; Eurotiomycetes; Eurotiales; Aspergillaceae. Gene Ontology annotation, biological process: transmembrane transport. Gene Ontology annotation, molecular function: transmembrane transporter activity.
AUGGACACCAGCUCUGCAAAAACCGAUGGCGUCUCCGUUACCAGGCUCCCUCAGCACGUGGCAGUGGACCCAAAGAAGGCUACACCCGACGAUGCCUCUAUCCAAUCGCCAACCCCCCCAUAUAGUGUUAUGUCCGAAAGCGAGAAGAUUUUUACCAUCGUUCUCUGCUCCGCAGUAAACUUCCUCAGCCCCGUGGCCGGCAACAUGUACUAUCCCGCCCUAGGACCUUUAGCCAGAGACAUGAACGUGUCGAAAAGCACGAUGAACUUGACGAUCACGGUGUUUAAGGUUGUUCAAGGAAUUGCGCCAUUACUGACGGCGACGAUUGCCGAUCAAAACGGUCGUCGACCAGUUGUUCUUAUCUGUCUAGUUUUAUUCCUCGGCAGUAACAUAGGUCUAGCGCUUCAAACAAACUUCGCUGGACUCAUGGUACUGCGUUGCGCCCAGAGCUUUGGCAGCAGUAGUGGCUCAGUCGUCGCAAAUGCCGCGGUGGCUGAUCUCGUCACACGCGGAGAGCGAGGGAAAUACAUGUUUUAUUCCUCGCUGGGGAUGGCCAUUGGGCCUGCUGUCGGGCCCAUUCUCGGCGGAGUCAUCGUCCAGUUUCUAGGGUGGCGAAGUUCCUUCUGGUUUCUGGCCAUUAUUGCCGGGGUGAUUGUUCUACUAAUGGCUAUGUUCCUGCGUGAAACCUGUCGUGCUGUCACUGGAAACGGGAGUAUCCCACCACAGCGAUGGAAUAGGUCUAUCUUGCAGAUGGUCAAGGUAAAGAACGGGCCGACCCCAAACCAUGCAACCCGGACUGUCUUCAAGCGUCGACCGAGCCUGCUCGAUGUGUUGAAGAUCGUGAUGCAUCGUCACAUCGGACUCCUAGUCCUCUGCAGCACACUGCGUUUCAGCGGGUCGAUAGCAGUCCUAGGAACGCUGCCAGCACUCCUAGAGCGAAAAUACCGUUACAACCCUCUCCAGAUUGGGCUGUGCUACAUCCCCUUCGCUGUCGGGGGUAUCGUCACCCGUUGGACAGUGGGGACCGUGACCGAUUGGAACUAUCGGCGCCAUGCGCAGCGAAACGACGUAGAAGUUCGACCCAACGAGCAGCAGGAGCUGCGGGACAUACCCAUUGAAAAGGCCCGACUGCAAAUUACCAUCCCCCUCAUGUACCUGUCGUCCUGCUCCGUUCUGGCCUAUGGCUGUACCAUGAGCUACGAUGUGCAUAUCGCAGCCCCUCUCGUAUUUUUAUUCCUGCUGGGAAAUACGGACGCAGGUGUUACUAACACUCUGAAGAUGCUUGUGAUGGAUCUGCAUACCUCCCGGCCGGCUACUGCAACGGCAGCCAUGAACAGCUUUAAGAAUCUUGUGGGCGCUGGAUCGGUUGCUGCUGCCUUGCCACUGAUUAAUGCUAUCGGAAUUGGAUGGGUAGGGACGAUAAUCUGUUUCUUGUGGCUUCUUGCUACUCCGGCGUUGUGGAUUCUGUAUUUCAAGGGACAUGUUUGGCGACAGCGGCAGGAGGUGCAGGUAUACGAUUGA